UGAAAAUGCUCCAUAUAUACAGAUGAUUUUGGUUUUGAAAUUUUUUUUGCUACUGAUGCUGCCAGUGGGGUUUGUCUGGACGGUCAAGUCAUGUCCGCGAGUGCAGCAAAUAAAUGCCACUGCCAGUAAAUAUCCCCUUCAGACGUGCAUUUCUCAAUGUCUCGGCCUCCCCAGCUUCACCAAAAACUGCACUAUGAACUACAAAACGGGUGGAUUUUUGAACGAGCCCUGCCUAGGAAAGGAGCGAUUUGAACCAACAUGGGUCACUGCUGAUCAGAAAUUGUUGGUCUGCUAUAUUGACGAACAAGUGGAUGACUCCUCUUUCGACAUAAUGCCAAUGCUGCAGCUCAAUUUGUGUACGCACUUAUCGAUCGGGCCGUGGUUUUUUUAUGCUCCAGACACAAACAAGAUCAGUCCACGCCAAUUUUUGAUAGACCUUCUUAACAAAACGAAGGUGUUUGCGCAAAAGCAAGGCAUUCCAGUCAUCAUGAAUUUUGGCAGUGCAGAAGGAGGCAACGGCAUGGAUGGCGACACUUUUUCAAAAGUCGUCGCUGACGUCAACUUAAGGACUCAGUUGAUUAAGAGGUUGCUGGAACUUGUCGAUGAGUACAAAUUUGAUGGCAUCAUCGUGCGUUGGUACUAUCCGGGCUGUUCCUUUACAGACUGCGUCAAGGGCAAUGCGAAGGACAAGGAAAACUUGGUGACAAUGUUUAAGGAGCUUUAUCCCGCACUUAAAGCCAAGGGCAAACUAUUGUUCUUGCUCGUGGGCAACUGGGAUGCGAUGAUCAUGAGAGGCUUGGACCUGAACGUUUUAUGGAAUUUCGUUGACUACUUUUUUAUUCAGACGUACACAUAUGAAGGUUCAUGGAGCACCAACCUGUACCCCUCUACGGGCAUGAACAACCUUAUCUACUCAGUCGGUGCGGUCAAAGACAAGAUUGGAGCGGCUCGCAUGAAAAAGGUGCUUGCCGGGGUGACUCCCUUAUCAGUCCUCUAUGAACUUGUACAAAAAAACACAAUACCUAAAACCAAGACUAGCGAAGUCACCAAAGGCCGAUACCCCAAUUAUCAAGAGACUUGUCAGAUCAUAAGGAAACAAAAUUACACUAUUUUAAAGGAUAACAAGAAUUGCAAUUACGCAUACAACACUACACAUGUAUUCACUUACGAUGACUUGAAUUCUCUAACAGCAAAAAUUGAAUAUUUGAAAUCUACUGGGGUAGUAGGAGUUUUUUACGGCUACAUUCACAGAGACGACUGGAAGGGCGAGUGCGGCUGCGGCGCAAUGCCUAUCCUGAGGAUGACCGCCGAGCUGCUGCACGGCGCCGGAUGCCCGUUGCGGCAGUGCGUGUGACAAACCCUGUCAAUUAUUUGCAACCCUGAUGUGACUCCUAAUUGUACACCUUUACUUGCGCCACCUUAAUUGCUUCAGGAUUUGU
This is a messenger RNA of Neocloeon triangulifer, 1439 nucleotides long. RefSeq names its product probable chitinase 10. Gene Ontology annotation, biological process: carbohydrate metabolic process; chitin catabolic process. The coding region runs from base 23 to 1354 and encodes 443 amino acids. The record is from RefSeq and is a predicted model, not a curated record. The transcript has 10 exons. Gene Ontology annotation, cellular component: extracellular region. NCBI's taxonomy places the organism in Eukaryota, Metazoa, Arthropoda, Insecta, Ephemeroptera, Baetidae. Gene Ontology annotation, molecular function: chitinase activity; chitin binding.